Molecule: messenger RNA, 1359 nt
Organism: Habropoda laboriosa
Lineage: Eukaryota; Metazoa; Arthropoda; Insecta; Hymenoptera; Apidae
Gene: ND-42
Product: NADH dehydrogenase [ubiquinone] 1 alpha subcomplex subunit 10, mitochondrial
Exons: 4
Coding region: 60-1319 (419 amino acids)
Biological process (GO): mitochondrial electron transport, NADH to ubiquinone
Cellular component (GO): cytoplasm
Source: RefSeq, a predicted model, not a curated record
UUUAAUGUUAUUAAUUGCACUUAAAAAUAUAUUACUGUAAUAACAUUUAUUUUAACACAAUGAUAUCGAUGAUCUCUGUUAAUAUCUUAAAGAGCAAUGGUAUCGGAUGCUUAUCUCGAUUAUGUAAGAUAUCAAAGAGUCAUAAUGUGACACAAGUGGCUUUUAUAAAAAGAUUAUCACUGAAGGUGGAGCGAGCUAAACCUACAAAAGUAUAUCCUUAUUGGAGGAAAGGAUACACUGUACGCAGUUUGAUAUCUGACCCCUUGGUAUACAAAUAUGAUGAAAGUAGCAAAUUGAUAGUUGUAGAUGGACUUCCAGCAAUAGGAAAAACUAAAUUCUGUGAAAAAUUGGCAGAAGAAUUUGGAUUAUUGUACAUGCCACCUCCAACACACGAUCAAAUAUAUAUAAAUUGUUAUGGAUAUGAUUUUAGAGAGUUAGAUUCAAAAUUACCAAGUAAUGCCCAGAGUUAUGAUUUAAAACGGUUCUUGAAAAAUCCUAAUCAUCCACAAGUACCACAAUUCCAACUAUUCUACAUGUUAAUGAGGUUUGAACAAUAUAUAAAUGCAAUAAUUCAUAUACUUGCAACUGGACAGGGUGUGAUACUCAAUCGAAGUAUCUACUCAGAUGUUAGUUUUACCGAUGCUAUGUAUAAUGCUGGGUAUCUGAAUAAGGUAGUAAUACAAAAUUUUGAAAUAAUGAAGCAGCAUUCACUUCAUAAUCUUUUAAGACCACAUUUAGUUAUAUAUUUUGAUGCACUUCCAGAUGCUGUUCAAAAAAAUAUUAAAAAGAGAGGUAAUAUGGAUGAAGUUAAUUCAAAAGUCUUUACAACAAAAUAUUUAUCAGAUAUGGACAAAGCAUAUAAAGAAAAAUCCCUAACUUGGUUAUCAAAACAUACACACAUACUGAUGUAUGAUUGGUCGACAGAAGGAAAUUAUUUAGAUGUAUUUUCAGACAUUGAAAACUUAGAUUUACAAGAAGAUCCAGAGAAGAAUAUGUUGAGUGAUUGGAUAUUUGAAAAUAUAGAUCAUGUGCAUUCAUAUAUGCUUAAAUAUCAAAAUAAGGUGAACAUGUUGGCCCAUAUGAUGCUGCCUAAACCUAAAAUGGUAUUUUGUGAGGAGCUUUGGAUGAACGCAUAUGAUAACGAAAAAUACUCUGACUUACUUGAUACAAUAGAAUGUGAAAAAUACCUGCCUGAAUAUCACCCAGCUUAUGGAGAUAAGGUCCUGUUUAAGAGUAUCAAUUCGUUUAAAUAUUCUGCGUGUCGCCGCACACCUCGUGAUCUUAUAAAUUAUAGCGAAGCUAAAUUACCACAUUAUUAAAUAUUGUAAUACAAUUUUAGUAGUCAAAAUAAACCAUUCU